GCAGUGAGGAACAGCGACUACGAGGUUGAUACGGCCCUAAAGGACGACCAGGCGGGUGAUGCGAUCAUGGAAGCCGAGCAGAAGAUCAAAGAUGUCAUACAAGAGUUGGUCGACCGUCACCGAGCCAAGGGGGUCCUCGCAGAGAUUGAAGAGUUAAAGCUAGCCCUCUUCGAGAUGCUAGAGGAAGAGAAGAAAGCACGCGUCGAAGAGCACGGUGACAUAGAGAAGAAGUACCAAGCCCUUGUCACGAAGGAGAAGGAUGAACAACGCAAGGAAGCACUUCGGGCAAAAGGCAAAGAGGAGUAUGAUGCAAUGCUGGUCCGUAUGAAGGAAGAAGUAAGCAAAAUGGAGAAGCAGUUCGCGGACAUGCUCGAGGAACUCGCCGAUCUUGACUCCAGCGGCGCCAAGUACAAAGCAUGCGGCUUCAACCUAUGUCAAGGAGAUACUCUCGAAUGCUGCGAAGGGCUUCCUGACGGCCAUGAAGAAGGCAAAGGGAAAGGUGGCUGGCUGUCGGCUGCUGGCAAGUAUCUGUUCAGGCGGAGCUCCCACAGCUCCGAAAGCCCCCAGAGCUCCCGCUUGAACAAGCACUGCGCAGCGAAUUGCUGA
Molecule: messenger RNA, 606 nt
Organism: Symbiodinium sp. CCMP2456
Lineage: Eukaryota; Dinophyceae; Suessiales; Symbiodiniaceae
Source: the annotation of a GenBank genome assembly